Messenger RNA from Symbiodinium natans, 2580 nucleotides. NCBI's taxonomy places the organism in Eukaryota, Dinophyceae, Suessiales, Symbiodiniaceae. The record is from the annotation of a GenBank genome assembly.
AUGUCGCCGUUGCUUUUGUUUUCAAUCGCUUGCCUCAGGGGGGUUGGUGGCGAAGUUUGCGGCGGCGAGGGCUGCGAGGCAGAGUUCUCCGAGGUUGAGAUAUCCGAGAUGCUGCAACACUCGUCGGAGGAUUCUUGGUGGCGGCACCGCCAUCGCGGGGGCUACAACCGCUAUGGCAGCUACGGAUACAACCGCUACAACUCGUACAGCUCCUAUGGCGGCAAAGGAAAGAAGCCCAAUAUCCUCAUCAUCAUCGUCGACGAUCUUGGCUUCAAUCAGGUCGGAUUCCGUGCCAAUUUUUUCAACAACUCAGAUGUCGUCACCCCUAACAUCGAUCGGUUGGCAGGUGAAGGGAUCGUCAUGGAUCGAUUCUAUGCGACCCCUUGGUGUGCGCCUAGCCGCGGAGCUUUGCAGACAGGCCGUUUGGAUGCCCUGAACCCAUGGGUGCCGAACAAUGUCUGGAACUGGGAUCCCAACGCCAGCUACGUGGACCUGGACAGACAAAAAAGGACGACGCCGUUUGUCGGAGGGGUCCAGCCAGGGACUUUCACGAUCGCGAACCGUUUGCAGGAGCUCGGCUACCGAAAUCACCUGAACGGCAAGUGGGGCAUCGGAGGCGGAGCCUACCUUAACACGCCCAUGGGCAUGGGGUAUGAGACUUUCAUGGGCUGGUUCGGGGAUAGCAUGGAGAGCUGCGACGGCACUGAGCCGGGAUUCGCAGUGGGAGGAGCUUCGCCACUGAUGGACGCUUUGCCGGGGUUUUGGCGACAGAAUGGUAUGGAGACCUUCAACUCCUCCUGGUGCGAGUUGGUGCUCGCAGAGCUGCGCCUUGGAAACCUCAACGAGGAGGAGGCGAUGGUUGGCUGCAAGAGCUUCAAGGAGUCUCUCGAUGAUGUGGCUGACGAGCAAAUCCGGCGGCGGUCGCGGCAGAUUAUUGCAGAGCACGACUACGAGGAGGCGCCGCUCUUCCUUGUCCAUGCUUUGCAGCUCAUGCACUUGCCCAUCCAAUAUCCGCGCCGGUUCGCGCCAAAAAACUUGACCAAUGUCAGUCGCCCACAGAACGAGGAUCUGCGAGCAGCAACCUACGGUGCCCUGGAAUAUGUUGACUGGGUUGUCGGAGACCUCAUUGUGGCCGUGAAGGAGCAAGGCCAGUACGAGAACACUAUUGUUUUUUUCACUUCCGACAAUGGUGGCGCGAUCUAUGCAGGCACUGCCAACAAUAACUACCCGCUGCGUGGUGGGAAGUUCAACAAUUUCGAGGGCGGCCAGCGCGUGAAUGCCCUCUUCGCUGGCGGCUGGGUGGGUGCGGAGCUGGACAAGCACCGACUGUCGCCUUUCACAAGCAACACCGUGAUGUCCAUCAACGACCUGGCCGAAACCUUGUUGGAGAUGAUCACGUGCAGGCCAUACCCAGACGGAGGCAUGCGGAAUCCACCUGGGCCGCUCACGGGUGUCCCCAUGUGGAGGGCCAUCCUUGAGAAGAGCCAGGUCCCGCGCAAGAUCACCUAUUCUGAGGUGAUGGAACUGCGAGUGGGACCGGACAUCACAGACUUCAAGAAGAUUUGGUUCACCGAGAACAGCACUCUUAUCUCUGAUGGGAACUGGACACCCAACUUCCCAAACAACUCCGAGUUUAUCCCGGACCUCGGCUACAAGUACGUUCGACCUUGUUACUUCGAUCUCUACAGUGAUCCGUCCGAGCAAACGAAUCUCCCCCUGGGCCCAGUCGAGGAGCAGGCACUGCGACAGGAGGUGCUAGCAGACUGGAACCUUUUCGUGAUCGGCGCUUCGCGUGUCCGGCAGAUCGACCCUAACGUUCCAACUGCUCGGAAGGUCUCGCUCUGGACGCACAUGGGCGCUUCGGGGCCUUUCUUGAGCAGCGCGGCAAAGCCUGUGAUCCCACCCGUGGCCCAGUGCUGGUGCGUCUGGAUCCAGGAUGGUUUGGCGGUGGAGGAUGUCACACAUGUCAUCUUCAACCUUUACCUGGGUCCGAGGUGCGUCGACAGGACCUUCGCCCAACUCGUGCCUGCUGCGCUCCCGUGUCAACCGCCGCUGCGCUUCGCCCAGGCGCCUAUGCCCUUCAACUUGUCGGAAGCGCUCUGGGCGGAGAUUGGCUUCGAGACGUCGGACUUCGAGUCGAUCCGCCAGGCCGACUGGCUCUUCGGGAACUUCUCCACUCCGCUGCCCCUGCUGGCCCUGCGCUGGAACUUCGCGGUGAUCGAAGGCUUGCGGGCGAUGAACAACCGCACCGGCUUCGCCAACUGGGCCAACAUUGAGAAGUACCCUUUCAAUCUGGCUUACACCGAUCACUGUCCAAACUUCGAUAUCUUCACUGCUCCGACGCCUAUUACCCAGGUGACGGAUUGGCUCCUUUCCGGCGGUAUCUUCAACAAUCCCACUAGUGGUGCUGGCAACAACACGGAAAGGAAUGUGACAGCAUGCUUUCCAGUGGACACAGAUCUAUCGGUUUGUCCAAGCUUAGACAACAACCCUCCGACCGUGGACGGCUACAAGGUCCCGAUCUACAACACCAGCUUUUGCCUCGAGUACUGCGUCUUGUGGAACCCGGACGCCGACUAG